GGCGGAGGAGCUUCAAGAACGCAGAGGUACCGGUCGUUAUAGCAAAUAUCACGAAGGACAGUCCUAGAAUCCAGACAACAUGGACUACGAUUCUGAUGACAAUGAGGUCAUUGAAUCUGCCACCGUUGACCUUGGGGAAAAAGGUGGCCUCUCUUCAUGUGGAUAUUGUGGCAAGCUCCGAAACCUUGUGAUUGUAGAGCUGAUGUGUUGGCAGUGUGGUUCCUGGUUCCAUGAAUCUUGUAUCACAUACCAGCUUGGCAAGUUGGUACCAUUUAUGCUGAACUACACCUUUACAUGCAAGAACUGUUCAACAAAUGGUGUUGAAUCCUUCAAGAAGACACAAGCCCAGCUGCGAGACAUGUGUGUAACAGCCCUGGCAAACCUACAGCAGCAAGCUAUGGCAAAGGAAAAGGAAAGUCGAUCAGGACCUUACCUUUUUAGUCUACAGAGAGACAUUAUUCCCUUCCUGGAACAACACUGGGAGGCCCUGACCACUGCAGCACGACGUACCACCCAGUCUUGGCAUGCUACUUUGCAGAGAAUUCUGAUGAAAGAGGUAGAUUCCUCUUUUGCUGUGGAAGAAACAAGAAAAAGUGGGGAGCCAGGCCCACACCACCCCUUCUUUGGUUUGCUCACCUCAGACCUGACGCUGAUCCGGCCCAUAGCAGACACCCCUGGUGGGUGGAGGUCCCCUCUCUCCGGCUCCUCUCAACAGCAGACAAGUGGCAAGGGGCGAGGAGCCAAGCGAAAAAUGCCUGACACAACUGCUGGCAACAAGAAGGCACGUGGGGACAUGCCUGCGCCCAAGUUGCAUGGAUACCCUGUUGACCAUCCCUUCAACAGAGAUGGUUAUAGAUACAUUCUUGCAGAGCCAGAUCCUCAUGCACCCUUUAGACAAGAGUUUGAUGAGAGUAGUGACUGGGCAGGCAAACCUAUUCCUGGUUGGCUUUACCGUGCCCUUAGUCCAGGGGCUGUCCUUCUGGCUCUCCAUGACCGUGCACCUCAGCUCCGCACUGCUGAUGACCGGCUGGCAGUAACAGGAGACAAGGGAUACUGCCUCAUCAGAGCAACUCAUGGAGUGAGCCGAGGAACCUGGUACUGGGAGUGCACGAUAGAAGACCAACCCGAAGGCUCCCACACGCGACUUGGAUGGUGUCAGCAGCUUGCCAACCUCCAGGCGCCACUUGGCUACGAUAAGUUUGGUUACUCCUGGAGAUCAAGAAAAGGAACAGUUUUCCAUGAGUCAAGAGGGAAGCACUACGCAGACACUGGCUUCACAGAGGGGGACGUAUUGGGAAUCAUGAUAAAGUUACCAGAGAAAAAUCCUGUUUCCCGCUUUCCUCCUACUUAUAAAGAUAAGCCUUUGGUCAAGUUUCGCUCUCACCUGUACUACGAGGAUAAAGAUGACCUUCCUGAGGCUAUCAAAAACCUCAAAGCUCUCAAAGGAUCCAAAAUUCUGUUCUACAAAAAUGGCAAAUGUAUAGGUGAGGCUUUCCAAGACAUCUAUGGUGGUACAUAUUAUCCAGCUGUGUCCCUCUAUCGAAAUAUUACAGUCUCUGUCAACUUUGGACCAGAUUUCAAGCAUCCACCCAAGGAACCGGAAUUCAGAGGGAUGCAUGAGCGUUGUGAGGAGGCCAUGGUAGAGCAGACGCUGGCAGACAUGACAUACUUUGUAGAAAAUGAAGGAAAAUUACGACUUGAUGUUUUUACAUAAGAAAAUUAUAUGUUUACUGAUUACUUUUUAUACUUCAGGAUGGUAUUAUUAAAAUAUCAUCCAGGAUACAAUAUAAUUUAUGUAAUGUAAUGUAUUAAAGAAAAUGAAAAGUGA
Penaeus indicus is the source of this 1828-nucleotide messenger RNA. RefSeq names its product set1/Ash2 histone methyltransferase complex subunit ASH2-like (gene ash2). The record is from RefSeq and is a predicted model, not a curated record. Gene Ontology annotation, cellular component: Set1C/COMPASS complex. NCBI's taxonomy places the organism in Eukaryota, Metazoa, Arthropoda, Malacostraca, Decapoda, Penaeidae. The transcript has 12 exons. Gene Ontology annotation, molecular function: transcription cis-regulatory region binding; protein binding. Bases 80 to 1714 code for a protein of 544 amino acids.